Trichoderma atroviride IMI 206040 is the source of this 564-nucleotide messenger RNA. RefSeq lists its product as uncharacterized. Gene Ontology annotation, cellular component: ubiquitin ligase complex; cytoplasm. The record is from RefSeq and is a predicted model, not a curated record. Gene Ontology annotation, molecular function: zinc ion binding; ubiquitin protein ligase activity; ubiquitin conjugating enzyme binding. Gene Ontology annotation, biological process: positive regulation of proteasomal ubiquitin-dependent protein catabolic process; ubiquitin-dependent protein catabolic process; protein polyubiquitination. NCBI's taxonomy places the organism in Eukaryota, Fungi, Ascomycota, Sordariomycetes, Hypocreales, Hypocreaceae.
UGCGUCAUCUGUAUGGAAGAUACCUCACCAUCAAAAGGGGCAGAUCUCAAAUGCGGUCAUCGAAUGUGCAAUGCGUGCAUGAAACGUAAUUUUGAAAUGUCGAUUCGUGAUCCACAGCACAUGCCUCCGCGCUGCUGCACAAAGGCUCACAUUCCUCUCAAGCAUGUUGAUAAGUUGUUCGAUGAUGCUUUCAAGAGGGCAUGGAACCGCAAGUUCGCCGAGUAUUCGACAGGCAACCGAGUCUACUGUCCCUCAAAACGAUGCGGCGAAUGGAUCAAACCCACCAGCUUUUACCGAGGCGAAGAUGGUAGAAGGGUCGCUCGAUGUGGUCGCUGCAAUACCAAAGUUUGUCCAAAAUGCAGUUCGAAGUGGCAUAGUUCCCUUGAGUGCCCUCGUGACGAAGAGACGAACAAAUUCCUUGAUCAAGCCAAAGAAGAAGGCUGGAAGAGAUGCUACAAGUGCAAAUCCAUGGUGGAACUCAAAGAAGGGUGCAACCAUAUGACCUGUCGAUGCGGAGCCGAAUUCUGUAUGCUAUGCGGCACCAAAUGGAAGGGAUGUAGCUGC